AUGCUAAUAUGUGGAGGGCAGAUCGUUCUAAAGUUUCACCUCCUACUUUUAUGCAUUGUGUGUUCUGGAGCCGUUGAACAAAUUAUUUGGACAAUGGUGAAAGAAAUGAAUGAUAUAAAUUCUAACCUUCAUGUAGUACACCAAAGAGAGAAUACCCGGUGUUUAGAAUGCGGCACAAGGGCUAAAAUGAUGAACGGAAAAGCAUUUUCUUGCCAUAAUGGCGAUCAGUUGUGUUCGGUUCAUUAUAAAUGCCCUCUGAAAUUUAACCUUUUAACCGGAACUUGGAUAACAGAAGUAGGAUGGAGACAUUUCUGCAAUAAUAUACAUGUAACAGCACCAACAACUUGGAUUGACAAAGGGCCUCUGUUAUUAGGCAGGCUGUCCUUACAGUUCUCCGUGAAAGCAUCUAAUGAUGCCUACUUCGGUCUGUCUUCCGGUAACACAACAGCAUUUCCAGGCUACUGGAUUAUUUUGGAAGGAUUUUCAAUGGACCUCAAUUGUAAAAGAGAUGGAUUUGUUUCCGGUACCUGCUACUCCCAACACAUCGGAUCGUAUCUCUCACCCAGGGAGUUUGUCCGGUAUUGGGUCCAGUGGGAUCAUGGAAAUAUCCGUGUCGGAAUCGGGGAACCGGUUGGAAGCUCAAAAAUCAUGGAACAUCAGUUUCCAAAUGCUUAUCCUAUCAGCAACGUACUUCUUAGAAACGGACAAUGGAUAAUUUAUCUUUAAGAACAUUUAUAUCUUAAGUAGAUGCAAU
Molecule: messenger RNA, 754 nt
Organism: Magallana angulata
Lineage: Eukaryota; Metazoa; Mollusca; Bivalvia; Ostreida; Ostreidae
Exons: 3
Coding region: 1-726 (241 amino acids)
Source: RefSeq, a predicted model, not a curated record